AUGAGCGCCGUUCAGCCUCAGUCGGGCCUGGCUCUUGCCGCCCGUUAUGCGGUUCCUUUUGUUUUGCUCUCAAUACCUGUAUGGAUGAAUCGGGUCAAUGCCGUGGUUCCGGAGCCGUAUCUGGAUGAAGCUUUCCAUAUUCCUCAAGCUCAAGCAUAUUGGCAUCACAAGUGGACGCACUGGGACCCGAAAAUCACUACGCCCCCUGGACUAUACCUCUGGUCGUAUCUUCUUUGCGCUGGCGCGCUUUUGCUUCGAGGUUCCCUGACGGAACUCAAUGCGGAAGCACUCCGUUCAACCAACGUUGCAGCCGCCACCAUCUUCCUGCCCUUGAGAUUGCAGACCUUGCUCGAUAGCCUACGCAAAGAACGCAAUACCCGUCCAUCUGGCGCAUGGCUAAGCCACACUGUACUGAAUAUCUGUCUCUUUCCGCCGUUGUUCUUCUUCUCGGGCCUCUACUAUACCGAUAUCCUUGCCCUGUUGGUCGUAAUUGAAGCGUACAACUGGGACCUUAAACGAUCGACUCCAAAUGCCUCCGCUGGUCAGACUUUUCUGUUCAUCCUUCUGGGGGUGGCUGCCCUAGCCUUUAGACAGACCAACAUCUUCUGGGUCGCGGUUUUCUUAGGCGGAUUGCAGGUCAUCCGGACAUUGCGGACAUCGGCCAAGACAUGUCAGUCAUCGAAUCUUGCGGAUAUUGCCAAAGGAGGCUUCAAGAAUGAAUUGUAUGACCCUCAAGUAUCAGAGGCUUCAUUGGCAGAUUAUUUUAAAACUGCCGUUUCCCUCUGUUCUGCUGCGCUUGGUAACUUCGGACAGGUUGUUAUCUCCUCAAUCCCAUAUGUGGUCAUUCUUAUGGCCUUCGGAGGUUUUGUGUUGUGGAAUAAUGGGGUUGUCCUGGGACACAAAGAAUUCCAUACUGCGGGCUUGCAUCUGCCUCAGAUGCUGUAUAUCUGGCCUUAUAUCUUUUUCUUCUCGUGGCCUAUCCUGAUUUCACCGGUUGCAAAUAUGAUCCUACCCAAAAUCUCUCUGCCCAAGUUCAUGCACUAUGGCUUUUCCGAGAAGCAGACAGGUCUCCCCAAAAUUUUGACAUUUCUCACGAUCGUCCCUGUUAUGCUGGCCACCGUUCACUACAACACUAUCGUCCACCCCUUCACACUCGCCGACAACCGUCACUAUGUCUUCUACGUCUUUCGCAUUCUUCUUCGGACUCAUCCAGCUGUCAAAUAUGCCGCGACUAUUAUUUACUUCCUCUGCGGUUGGGCGGUUGUUUCAGCCUUUGGCUUCUCGACUACUGCACCGCCGCCUCGAUUCGUCCAAGCUCCACAGCCCACGCCGGCCUCCCGGCCAUCUGUUCUGAAAGGUCAAAAAGCCCAAAAACAGAGCGACAGCAAGAAGAAGCCUUCUAGGAAAGUCACUCAGCCUCCCAAAACCCAACAGCUAACACCGGAAGCAUUCGCGAGAAUCCAAGAGGCGAUCAAGCAACGCCAACUGCAGCAACCGAAUGCGCCGCGAGUCAGCUUUGUCCUUGUCUGGCUUGCCGCCACGGCUCUCUCACUUAUCACUGCGCCGCUGGUUGAGCCACGAUACUUCAUAAUCCCCUGGGUAAUGUGGCGACUACAUCUCCCCCGGCAGCCCACGCCGCUCGUUUACCGGGAGCAGCGUCCUCAGAAUGCGAAAGAAGCGCUGCAUGCGAAGAUCGCCACCAACUUCCCACUAUUCGUGGAAACCUUCUGGUUCUUGGUCAUCAACGUUGUGACCGGAUACAUUUUCCUCUACAAGGGUUUCGAGUGGCCCCAGGAGCCUGGCAAGAUCCAACGGUUCAUGUGGUGA
This is a messenger RNA of Aspergillus nomiae NRRL 13137, 1827 nucleotides long. RefSeq names its product dolichyl-P-Glc:Glc(2)Man(9)GlcNAc(2)-PP-dolichol alpha-1,2- glucosyltransferase (gene alg10). The transcript is spliced from 3 exons. Lineage: Eukaryota; Fungi; Ascomycota; Eurotiomycetes; Eurotiales; Aspergillaceae. Gene Ontology annotation, cellular component: endoplasmic reticulum. The record is from RefSeq and is a predicted model, not a curated record. Gene Ontology annotation, molecular function: dolichyl pyrophosphate Glc2Man9GlcNAc2 alpha-1,2-glucosyltransferase activity. The coding region runs from base 1 to 1827 and encodes 608 amino acids. Gene Ontology annotation, biological process: protein N-linked glycosylation; dolichol-linked oligosaccharide biosynthetic process.